Molecule: messenger RNA, 915 nt
Organism: Brassica napus (rape)
Lineage: Eukaryota; Viridiplantae; Streptophyta; Magnoliopsida; Brassicales; Brassicaceae
Product: F-box protein SKIP19-like
Exons: 2
Coding region: 72-863 (263 amino acids)
Molecular function (GO): protein binding
Source: RefSeq, a predicted model, not a curated record
UAAGAGACGGAAGCAGAACGCUCCGAAAAACCUAGUUUUUGCACCUCCCAAAAUCUCUUUUGACUCAGGUGAUGAAAGAAGGAGAGUGCAUAAACUGGGCGGAGCUUCCGUCUGAACUAACGUCAUCCAUCCUGCGUAGGCUCAGCUCGAUAGAUAUAUUGGAAAACGCUCAGAGGGUGUGUACAUCAUGGCGUCACGUAUGUAAAGACCCUGAGAUGUGGCGUAAGGUAGACAUGCGUAACCUAGUAGACGUGGGGCUCAACCUCGAGAUCAUGUGCCGUCAUGCAGUCGAUCGUAGCCAGGGAGGUUUGGUUGAGAUUGACAUAUGGAAUUUCGCUACUGAUUCUCUACUCAACUACAUUGCUGAAAGGUCAAGUAACCUGAGAAGUCUUAGACUUGUAAUGUGCCCUCUAAUAACAAACGAUGGACUUGCCAAAGCUCUUGCGAAGCUUCCACUGCUUGAAGAACUCGAGUUCUCAUACUGCCCACUCUCAGUAGAAUCUCUGAGGCUUGUGGGCAGGUCCUGUCCUAAUCUCAAGACGCUGAAGCUGAACCGCCUGAGGUUGAUGCGUUUUCCGUACGAGAGUGACGAUGAUGCUCUAGCAAUCGCUGAAACAAUGCCCAAACUUAGCCACCUCCAGCUUUUCGCAAACAAUUUAACAGACGCUGGUUUAAACGCCAUUCUUGAUAAUUGUCCCAACCUUGAACAUCUCGAUCUACGUGAGUGUCGCAACGUUAAACUUUCAGGAGAUCUGAGGAAGAGGUGUUCCGAGAAGAUCAAAGUUUUGAGAGAACCUUUUGGUUGCAUCAUGCUUACUCAUGUUUUGGAACUUAUUUACGAUAUGUUACACAUCUCAAGAUGAUUAUCCGUAUGCCCCUUGUUACCAGUUUAGUAAAAGUUUGUGAGUUUAUUCU